Molecule: messenger RNA, 3124 nt
Organism: Alnus glutinosa
Lineage: Eukaryota; Viridiplantae; Streptophyta; Magnoliopsida; Fagales; Betulaceae
Product: sister chromatid cohesion protein PDS5 homolog C-like
Exons: 14
Coding region: 171-2693 (840 amino acids)
Biological process (GO): DNA repair; mitotic sister chromatid cohesion
Cellular component (GO): nucleus; chromatin
Source: RefSeq, a predicted model, not a curated record
UUGCAUGCUGAACACUUAGCUUAAAAUCCCUAAAUAAACUCAGCCGAGCUGAGUUGGUAGUACUAGUUGUAAUAGUACUAACUCUCGGCCAUUUUCUUUGGUCACUGAGUCUCCUAGGGCUUUGCAUGGUCUCAGUUUCAGUGCAAUUCUGCAAGCGCUUUUAGCUGAAAAUGACUUCCUCUGAGUCAGACCUUGAGGAGCAGCUUAAGGAGGCUGGGAAUAAGCUUCUUGACCCGCCUUCCUCCGUUGAUGAGCUCCUCAAUCUUCUUGAUAAAGUAGAGAAUUUGUUAGCAAAUGUGGAGCAAGCACCAUCUGAAUCAAUGAAAGAUGCUCUUUGGCCCUCAAUCAAGGCACUGAUCACUAAUGAACUUUUGAGGCAUGCUGAAAUGGAUGUGAAGGUUUCAGUUGCAUCUUGCAUCACCGAGAUUACAAGGAUAACAGCACCAGAUGCCCCUUAUAAUGAUCAGCAAAUGAAGGAAAUUUUUCAGCUGACUGUAGCAGCAUUUGAAAAAUUGUCUCAUGUGUCCGGUCGCUGUUAUACGAAGGCAGUUUCCAUUCUUGAUACUGUUGCAAAGGUCAGGUCAUGCUUGGUGAUGCUGGACCUUGAGUGUGAUGUGCUAGUUGUUGAAAUGUUCCAAAAUUUCUUAAAAAUCAUUAGGUCCAACCACCCACAUGCUGUAUUUUCAGCGAUGGAAAUGAUUAUGACCUUGAUCAUAGAUGAAAGUGAAGAAAUUUCCUUGGAUCUUCUCAGUCCUCUUUUAGCUAGUGUAAGAAAGGAAUAUCAGAAUGUUUCACCUAUUUCCUGGAAACUGGGGGAGAAAGUUAUCACUAAUUGUGCUGUUAAGCUUAAAAAUUAUCUCAAGGAAGCAGUGCAGUCUAUGGGUACUGCUUUGGAUGACUAUUCUCAUAUAGUCACUUCUAUAUGCCAAAGUGGAUCUGAUCCCCUCAAACACGAACAUGUCAAUGGCUAUGUGGAGGCUGUGGAGCAUUUGGCCAAUGAGAACAAGUUUGGAAAAAUGACAGAUUCAUAUGAGCAAACAAGGACAGAUCCAAUUGAGCCAGGCCAGUUGAACGAAGGUCUGGCUCCAGGUACUGUUUCUCCUACCAAAAUUGGCCAAGCUGUGGAUGGUACUUUCAAAUCAGUGAUGAGUAAUGGCACUAGGAAUGACGAGACUUUCAAAAGUGUGAACUCUUCAAAAAGAUUACAGCGUUGUCAUCUUACUAAACGUUCCAAAAUUAUUGGUGCAAGAAGCAAUGCUGAACCUGGCAACUUAGACUCUACGAAGGCAGCCAAAUCAGAAAUUGAGCCAGUCUCUGUUCCAAAGAAAAGGGGUAGGAAACCUAAUUCUUUAAUGAAUCCUGAGGAAGGCUAUGAUCAUUCUUGGAUUUGUACAGGAAGGAAAACUACAAACAUGCGUCAAAGGAAGUCUCAUGACAGGGGAUUUGAUGAUUCAGCUUCUGAAAACCUGGAUCCCAAGAAGGCCACUCUAUCAAGGCUUGAAAAAGUGACUGAGCCCUCAGGUUGUCAACCUAAAAAUAAUGAGAUCACUGCUGGUUCUCCUUCCCCAGAUCAUUCACUUCCUGAUGCAAGCCAUCCUAAAAGGGGCCGGCCAAAGAGAAAAGGGAACAUGGUGACUCAUCCUAAUUCCCUCUCAAGAUUGAAGGGAGGGUCCUUGAAUGCUCCAGUUGAGGAGAAAGCACCACAAUCUGCAGAUCUUAGUUUGAAAAAGGAAUCUGACGUUACCAGUAACUCUGAUGCAAAACCACAGGGGCGCUCAAGAAAAAUUCGAAUUACUACAAAGUUCAAUGAGGAGACAACUCUAGCUCCUGGAAUAGUUUCAGAGAAGGAAUCUUAUGUACCCUGUCUUCCUGAGGAGAAACCACUGCAGCCGUCAGAUAUGAAUGUAGGGACGAUGAAUAUCAAUGACAGGUUGUCAAUCCAAACAAAUAUCAAGAAAAGGAAGAGGGAUGAUACUACUUCUGAAAAGGAUGUUACUGGAGCAUCUGGUGGUAAGAUGAUUUCUAAGUCUGGAACUAAAUUAAAUAAUAGAGAUAAAAGUUGCUUGGAAGAAAGCCCCAAAACAAAAGUCAGGAGGAAGUACACCACUGUAAAGUCUUCUGUAAAGCCUGAUCUUGGCAAGCAAUUGGUUGGUAGCAGAAUAAAAGUUUUGUGGCCAUUGGACAAGACGUUUUAUGAAGGUGUUGUCAAUUUUUAUGACCCUUUGAAAAAGAAGCACCAGGUGUUAUAUGCUGACGGUGAUGAAGAAAUCUUAAACCUCCAAAAGGAACACUGGGAGCUGGUUGGGGAUAAUGUUUUACCAGGAGGCCAGGAGACUGAUCUUCCAGAACCAAAUGCUUCGUCUGAUAUACAACAAAAAAGGAAAAGGAAAGCGAAGUCAGGGUCAGCCAAACAAGAACAGGCUAAUUCUUCUUCAAAGAGGCUUUCCAGGGGUGGAGAUGAUUCGGCCAGCAUAUCCAAAGUCGUUCGUACAAAAUCUGGCGGUAAUUCUGCGGAUAAUCCAAAGCUUGAUAAACCUGUUAUUGUUUAUGACCCGUCUAGGACAGACGAUGGAUCGAAGGAUUACGGCCGCCAAAAAUCUAGUGGCAAGUUGAGUAUUGGGAGACUAAAGACUGGUAGCAGCUCAAAGCAGAGCAUGCCUAGGACUAUAGCCUUGCCCAGGGGAUUCCUUUAACUUUUAACGAGUAAAUAUGAGAAAGGGUGAUAGUUUUGUUUGCCUGAGUGAGUCAAAACAAGAUUGUGUAUAGAGAUGUGUAGUGACAGUCACAGACACAGGGUGGUAGGGCUUAUAAUUUUGGGUUUAGUACAGGGGAAGUAUCGUCAGUUAUAGUCUCUUUCUUUUUGUUUCUCAUGUAGUUGCAUAGGAUGGUUUUUGCCUUAGAAAAAUUACUGGGUUUAUGUAUUCCAACUUUCCUAUGUUUCUGCUCACCUUCUCUUCUCUUCAAGUCUUGAAGAGUCUCCAGUUUGCUCUAGUUUAGAGUCUCAAACUUGUCACGUCAACUUGAGUCAAUCUAAAGGCUGACAUGAAGCCACGUAAAUAUCCCAAUUGAAGGUUUUCUUUUGACCUGUGCUCAGACUAUAACGAUGAUAUGGAGUUAAAUUUGA